AGCCAACCUCACCGCAAAGCAGCAGCAAUUACGCAGCCUCACGAGCUCUGCUCCCCUCCCACACUACCCAGACUCCCAAAAGGCGACGCCCGUCCGCUCCUCUGGUGAGCCCCCCGCCCCCCAAUCCAGCAUUCCAGCGCAGCUUAUUAGGCCCCCCGGCCCGCCCGCCUGCCGAUCGAAUCCCCCGCUCAGAUCCGAUCCGAUCCGACCUCGCGCGCUGCCAUGGGAGCCGAGACGGACCUCUCCCCGCCGCCGCCGCCGCUGGAGCCGACGGCGUCGCUCGAGCCGGAGAUCCUCACCCGCGACGACCGGAGCUGGAAGGCGGACAUGAUGUCGGCGCUGGGGGAGUCGGUGUCGUUCGGGCGGUUCCUCGCCGAGCCGCUCGAGUGGGGGAAGUGGUCGGCGUUCGAGCACAAGCGGUACAUCGAGGAGGCGGCGGGGCAGUCGCGCCCGGGCUCCGUCGCGCAGAAGAAGGCCUUCUUCGAGGACCACUACGCCAAGAAGCGCAAGAGCGAGGCCGACGACGCCGAUCACGCUGGCUGUGACGAGGAGGACGUGGAGGUCGAUCCUCAUGACCCGGCGGACGGCGGCGUUGCGGCCUCGUCGGCGGACUCGUCGUGUAUGACGGACGGGGAGGAGGAGACGCGCGGGGUCGAUCCGGAUGCUCCGGAUCGCGGCGGCGGUGUCGAUGCUGCUGGGCCCGUGGAAGCGUUACAGGAGCUGAAGGCCGAGACGGACGGUGUUGGUUCGUCCUGCAGUUUGGUUGACACGGAUGAUCAAUCCCACGAAAAGGAUGAUGUGCCGCAAGUUGCUGAAGCCAGAGAAGGGUUACAAUUGCACGGUCAUUAUGGUAUGGUGGCUGCUGUUGAUUCCGUUGAGAAGCAACCGUUACAGGAGAGUUCUAUUGUGAAUCAGGGUAUAACAGAUUCUGUCAAGAAGAGGAGGCUUCCGAUGCCGUCGUUUUUUCACAAGCCCACGGAAUGCAGCUCUCCCCCAUCAUCAGGGAAGAAAACGUCGAUGAGAAAGCGGUCAAUGCUGCGUUCAGCAAAGGAGAACAGCUCACCACCUCCUAGCACUGACAGCACCAAGCAACCCGAAACUUCAGUCCCACAUAAGAGAUCUACACUGGACUCUAUGCAUAUGUCUAUGAACUUCAGGAGAUGUGAAACGGGCAAUGCCACCUCAAGAUCAAGAAACCUUGGCUCCACAAUUGCUUCCAGGAUCAGUCAGUUGGAAUAUGCAAGUAGACCAGUGAAAGAUACUCAUCCUAAAGUGAGCCAAUUCGGGCCAACAAGAAAGGGAUUGUGUAGAGGCAUGCCAGAAAUAGUUUCGAGAACAUCUCAGCUAGAUGAACAAAGGUCUUCAGAUGUCAGUGUGAUGGGAGUCAAAGAAAAGUUGUUUGGUUCAACUUCGCCACCGGUGCAUCGGAAAACCAAUAUAAUUACCGAAAAGAUGGGAAAAGCCAACAAUGAACCUGAGUUGAAAGAAUUGCGUCAAGGCAUUUGUUUCAAGGCCCCACAUUUCUGUCGGAAAAAUAAAGAACCGAAGGAUUCAAGUCAGCAGAGUGCACAAGAGAUCACACAUUUGCCGAACAACGACCAUCUGCUGAAUGAUGCUAGUAAUCCACACCGAAUGGGCAAAGGAUCCGCGAAGGACAAACACACAUGUUGUUUCCCCCUCAGAAGGCUGUGUUAAGACAUUCGUAGCUUCCAGUAAAUAAUAGCUUAUUCAUUUCAUUUGAUUCUGUUGUGCUGUGUUAUGCUAAUCUGUAGUUAUGCUAUCUUCUGUAUUUCUUUGGAGGAUACCAUUAUCUAUCCCAUCUAAUGCUAUAGUCAGAUUUCCUGACUGAAAUAAAGUAUAGCAUUCUGUUGUUUGAACAUUCAUCUGUUAUAAGACUGGACAAUCAUGCACUAUCGAGGCAAAGUGAUGUUACUGAGCAAAA
This is a messenger RNA of Brachypodium distachyon (stiff brome), 1942 nucleotides long. RefSeq names its product protein WVD2-like 7. The transcript has 7 exons. Bases 223 to 1695 code for a protein of 490 amino acids. The record is from RefSeq and is a predicted model, not a curated record. NCBI's taxonomy places the organism in Eukaryota, Viridiplantae, Streptophyta, Magnoliopsida, Poales, Poaceae.